GUGCGACAUGGCAGCUGGUGGGAUUCCAUGGGCAUCUUGUUCCGUAUCAUGGAGCCUGUGUACGACCUACUGCACAGGUUGGACCGCGGAGGGCUGCACAUGUCGCGGGUGGUUGGGUGGACACCGGAUCUGGCCCACCAGGUAGCAAAGGAGGUUUGUGCACUUCCGACAGAUCUUGCACACUACAUUGUGCAGAGGGUGCAAGCUCGAUACGCUCACAUGCUGGAGCCGGCGCACGCCGCUGCUCACCUUCUCUGUCCCAGCCGGCGGGACUUGCGGUACUUCGAGGGCGUGGUCAGUGACUACGACGCGAGCUUGGUGAGGGAGGCGGAGACUUACAUCUUGUCGCAGACAGGGUUUAGUGUGGCGAGCUGCGACUACGAGACCGCAUGUGCACAGUUGCACGACUUCCACACACGGAGGGGGACGAUUGCUUGGGGGGGGAGAGAUGGAGAUAGAGAUGCACAGAGGUGCAGGGGCGAUGCGGAGACGUACGAGUCCGGUUGUUGGUGGUCGAGGUACGGGCAGUGCGCCCCGCAGUUGCAGGUUAUCGCUCUUCGUACGAAGAAGCGUAACCGACUUGAGUUCGAGAAGGUCGCGAAGUUGGUUGAGAUCUCAGCCAACGUCCGCCUUCUCUCUCAUCAGCGGGCAGGCCGCGGGUUCGUGCUGCCGUGGACUUUAGAUGAGUCGUUGUUGGACGUGGAGGGAGGUAUCGGGAUUCGCCUCUCGUGGAAGGGGACGAACGAGAGCAGGACGCGAGAGGAGGUCGAGGAUCAGAGACGUUCAUGGCAGCGAGACCCAUGUGGGUCCAGAGCUCCUCCGGGUGAUGUGGGCGAUGUUUUUGGGACUCAAGCCGCCACAUUGCACCCGUACCCUCGAGACGACAGUGAUUCCGAGGGUCACGAGGACGAGGACGAGCCGGCAGGCCCCGCUAGCGCCACUCCUGCGGCGGAUGAGCGUGAUGAGUGGAGCGACCUAGAGGACGUCCGUAGACGAAGUGACGGAGAUGACCUUUUCGUUCGAGUUGAUUUGGAGGAGGAGUCUGGGGGUUGUCAUGGGAGCCCUUUGGAGCGUCCGAGGCCUACGUCCAAGUCGGAGAUUGGCCAUCUUCCUCUGGGUCGCUCUGGCACGGCAUCAUCCUCCGCUCUUCCCACUUCGACGGAGCAGCUUCAUCGACAACCAGCCGGUGCAGAUCGAUUGCAGAGAUUGGUGAGGGGCCCGAGACAGCGAUUGGAUGACAGAUUGGAGGGCGGUCCUAUGCCGGUGCAAAGUGACGACGGAGACAGACAGGGGUUGGUUGGUGGAGAUGGUGGUGCGCUGGCCGGAGGUGGAGGCGGUGCCGAGGUUGACGCGGUGGUUGAGGGGAUACCAAUGGGCGACAGUGGCGGUUUCAAUGAGUUUGGCGAUAUGGGUAUGCCCCCGGGAGAGAGCAUGGGUCUGGUCCGAGGAGAGAGCGAGUCCCAUGGGGACAUCAGUGUGGGUAUGCAGGACUUACUGGGACAGAUCGGCUUCGCGGACCCGAGUAGUUUCUCCCUUGCCAUGCGCGCAGAGGUGAUGUUGGGGGUAGAGGGGGAUGAGGACCGGACAUCCCCUGGAGAGACAUCUGCAGAGAGGUUGGAUAGGCUUGAUAGUCGUCGAGCGUGCCUCAUAGCACAGAGGGACCCCAGGAGGCAGGUGCUCGCCCGUCUUGCGGCCGAGGACCGACAGAGGCAGCUGGAAACAUAUACACAGGCGUCUGUUAACGUGGGGCCAGCUGCCCACACGGAUACUCCGACAGAGGUUCACGACACGACGCAGCGGGAGGCGGCUUCGGCAGAGGUUUCGAGUACGGGAGUAGAUGUUCAGCAGGGGACGCACGACAGCGGGUCGGCACCGACAGAGGAGCCACGUUCGGAGCCGGCGCAGCCUCCUGCCAUGCAGCUGAGGCCAGAGGAGACAUUGCAGGAGGUCGCGGGCGCAGAGGGGAUAGCGCCGACCCCCGGGGGGGACGGGGCCGUAGCGGGGGUCGUUGGUGUUGGCGGGUCAGGGGUGCCGUCCGCGGCCGAUCCGAUGUCCACGUCCGGCGGGGGAGACCCCGCACAGGUGGAGAGGCGUGACGCGGACGGACAGGAGAUGCCACAGACUCUGCUGGUUCGCACUGCUGUGGGGUCAGUGGUGCCACAUCAGGCACCGUUUUUGGAGGGUUAUAGGCGUCCUGCACAUGGCGGUGGCCCGGUCGAGGAGCGACGUGUAGGCAGGGGCGCGUGCAUACCCCCGGUCCCUACUUUUGCGCCGUCACGUACGAGGCCGGAGAUUAGGCAUGUGGCUACGCCUCGAGGCAGCCUCCCUUUUGGUUUUAUCACCGCUGAGGAGUUGGAGGACCAUGGCAGGAGGGAUUUGACGGAGAUUGACCAGCGCAUUUUGAGGUCAAUCCCGGAGGAGGGAAAACUACCUCACGCGCAGGACUUAUCUUGGGGGCCAGCCAGCCCCAGCUUACCUUCUGGGUGUUCCAUCGCAGAACCAUCUGGCGGGGCUGCAGGGGGCUUACCUUCUGGAGGUUCCGUCGCAGCGGCAUUGGGCGGGGCCGCAGGGGACUCACCUUCUGGAGGUUCGGUCGCAGCGCCAUCUGGAGGCGCCACAGGCCCUUCGUCACCCUUGAGCGCAGCUCCGAGGGAGGGUGGCAGCCUUACCUCGAGGUCGGUCGCCCGUAGACGGAGAGACACUACCCAGCAUGCGCGGGAGUUGCUGGACACCAUGUUGUUCGGUCGCACAGACCGACCAUGGAGUGAGACGAGAUGGGUGGCGACGACGAGUGUUGGUCGUCAGCCAGGUUUGAGAGGGGUUUCCACGAGCGCGAGACGUUGAGAUGUUGUAGCUGCAGGGUUUGGCGGUAGAGGGGGUGGCGGCGGUGGCAGUGGUGGCGACGGUGACGACAGACGUGAGGGCGCACGCGGUGCCACAACGAGCGCAAUGGCUCCGUCGC
This is a messenger RNA of Chara braunii, 2962 nucleotides long. Lineage: Eukaryota; Viridiplantae; Streptophyta; Charophyceae; Charales; Characeae. The record is from the annotation of a GenBank genome assembly.